AUGCAGAAUUUUUCUUAUAAUGAUUUAAUAGCAAAUAUAUAUCAUGUUAACUUAUACAAUCAAAGAAGUGUAAUACAUACCGAGAAAAUAACCAAGCUAUAUAAUUUAAAAAAUUAUAAUUCAUUAAACAAAAUAUACUUAAUAUCUUGUGGAAACAAUUUCAUAUUUAAAAAUAAUAAAUCAUUUAAUUCUAUAAACAAUAUACAAAAUGAAAAUAAUAUAAAAGAAGAUGAUAGUGAUAAUGAAGAUGAUGAUAAAUUAGUUUUAAAUGCAGACAGUGAUGAUAAUGAAGGAAAUGAAAGUAUAGAGGAAAAGAAAAUAAAUUCUGAUAAAAAUAUUUAUGAUAAUAAAUCCACUUCAACUAAUCUAAAUUACAACUUAGAAGCAAAAAAUAUUCCAACUCAAUAUAAAAAAAGGAGCAAAUACGACUCAGACAAGAUAAUAAUAUAUGAAGAUAUAACAGAAUUACCAAGAGAUAUAUGUAAUUUACUUUUGACCGAUGAUGAAAUAGAACAAAUAAAUACAGGUGUACCCGAUUGUGAUUUUGGUAAUUAUGUUAACAAUAUUACUCAUAAUAAAAAAAAAUAA
Messenger RNA from Plasmodium gallinaceum, 588 nucleotides. RefSeq names its product conserved Plasmodium protein, unknown function. The transcript has 3 exons. Lineage: Eukaryota; Apicomplexa; Aconoidasida; Haemosporida; Plasmodiidae. The coding region runs from base 1 to 588 and encodes 195 amino acids. The record is from RefSeq and is a predicted model, not a curated record.